This is a messenger RNA of Vicugna pacos (alpaca), 915 nucleotides long. Its product is annotated as pancreatic trypsin inhibitor-like. The record is from RefSeq and is a predicted model, not a curated record. NCBI's taxonomy places the organism in Eukaryota, Metazoa, Chordata, Mammalia, Artiodactyla, Camelidae. Gene Ontology annotation, molecular function: serine-type endopeptidase inhibitor activity.
CCCGAGCUCCUCAGAAGCCCUCCCACAAGGCCAUGAAGAUGAGCCGCCUCUGCCUCCCUGCAGCCCUCCUGGUCCUCCUGGGCACCCUGGUGCUCAGCGCCCAGCGGGGUGGAAGCCGCUCCCCUGCCCGAGGCCUGCAGCCUGCGUUCUGCUUGGAGCUUCCGUACACGGGUCCCUGCAAGGCCCGGAAAAUCAGGUACUUCUACAACCCCAUGACCAGGCUCUGCCAGACCUUCAUAUAUGGCGGCUGUGAUGCGAGGAGGAACAACUUCCUGAGUGAAUAUGACUGCAUGAGGACCUGCGGUGGUGCUGUGAUGCCUCUGAGAAGAUGUGUCUUCCCCUGUGGUGCUGAAGUCCGAGGAGGCCGACCAGGGGUGGGCUGUGGCUGCAUCUGAAACAGUUAAUCUUCCUCUGCUCCCUUCUCAACCCCUCCCUCCUCAGCAGAGCCCUGCCCCUUCCCUUCCCACCAAGGGCCUACUUCCUUUAGCUCUGUCUCAUCCAGUAGGUUCUCAGCACCAUGAGAGCAAAUCAUCCUUUUAUCCCGAACACUUAGCCCAGUUCCUGGCACAGAGGAGACCAUCCAUAAAUGUUUGAAGAAGUGAAGGAUGAAGACAGGAGCACAGCUCCUCACCACUCAAGGGACCACAGAGCUUGGGACUUGAAACCAAGACGCUUGUGCCUACCCCUCGUUCUCACUGCAUCCGCAACCUCAUCCCCCCGCCCACCCUAAAGGCUCUCCUUGUGGCUGGCCAGGGUGAAGCUUCUGGCAUCCGUUUCUCAGCAUCACUCGUGGCAGAGGUCUUCUCACUAAGGAAGCUUCUUUCCCCAACAGUGACGUCACGUAUUUUCCUUUCUUUUGCUUCAAACAGUCUUGCUUUAUAUUUAAAUAAACAUAUUUCUCAUUAAACUGAGUGG